This is a messenger RNA of Aegilops tauschii subsp. strangulata, 1993 nucleotides long. RefSeq lists its product as uncharacterized. NCBI's taxonomy places the organism in Eukaryota, Viridiplantae, Streptophyta, Magnoliopsida, Poales, Poaceae. Gene Ontology annotation, molecular function: protein binding. The record is from RefSeq and is a predicted model, not a curated record.
CAACAACUUCCAAGCCCUAGAACACCGCGGCGCGUGCGCGAUCGCGGACGACGGGAAACCAGACCGAGCGGCGCGGACGAGAUCGAGCGACCGACCGAUGAUGGCACCGGAGCCGGCCGUUCUACCCGACGACGCCCUCGCGGAGGUCCUCCGGCGCCUCGCGCCGCACGUCCUGGCCGCGGCCCGGCGAGUCUGCAAGGCGUGGCGCGACACCGUCGACGCCUGCCUGCGCGGCAGCCUGCUCUCGCGCUCGGUGCGCGGCAUCUUCAUCAACUUCACCCAGCAUAGCUGCUUCUCCGAGUUCUUCUCCCGCCCCUCCACGGGCCCGGCGAUCUGCGGGGGGCUCGACUUCCUGCCCUGCAUGGGCGUCCAGGUCACGGGCCAUUGCAACGGGCUCCUGCUCUGUGGCGAACGGAUGAACGAGGACCGUGCGCUGCCGCGCGAGUACGUCGUCAAUCCGGCGACGCGUCGGUGGGCACGUCUGCCCCGACGCCCUCCGCCGCACAUGCCGGGAUUCGACCAGACCGCCUACCUCGCGUUCGAUCCCGCAGUGUCGACGCACUACCAGGUCUUUCUGAUCCCACGCCUGCCAGCGGCCGGCGAAACGGACGACGACGACGACGAGUCGGAGUGGCCUCCCGCGUCAUACGUGAUGCAUGUGUUCUCUUCGGUGACACAACGAUGGGACGAGACGACCUUCCUUCGGGAAGGGGAGGCUGCAGGGAUCGUCGGCAACAUGGAUUCAGAUUUGUGGUAUAAUCGGCAUCGUUAUCAUGCCGUCUACUGGCAAAGCACGCUCUACAUUCAUUGCCAGCAUGGCUAUCUUGCGAGGAUGUCCUUAUCAGAUCUCACGUAUACAGUAAUCAAGCUACCAGGUGCCUGUGAAUUGAGAGGUUAUCCCAACCACCAUCUGGGGAGAUCACUUGGAGGGGUGUAUUGUGCGAUACAUGAUGGCUGGAAUCAACUUCAGUUUUGGUAUCUCAAUGAAUCGUGCGGUCAAAUUGAAUGGGUGUUAAAACAUGAUACCUUUCUUGGAAAGGCCUUUGAACGUGAGGACUAUGCUCGACAACUGGCCAAACGAUGGAUCUUGCAGGAUGUUAACUACCGCAAGUGGUCCUCCAAAUACCCUGAGGACGCUGCUUACACAAGACAUGCAAAUUACAAAGCGCCGGUGGAAGAGAAAUAUGAUUGGAACUCCGACGAGGAUAACGUUCUUGACAUUGAAGAUGAUGUUCAAGGGGGGUGCCGUGACAACUAUUAUUUCCUUGGGUUUCAUCCUUGUAAAGAGGUUGUCUUCUUGAUUUCAUCAGGGAUAUCAGCCAGGGGACUGGCCUAUGACUGGAACAACUCGAAAUUCCAGGAUUUGGGCACUUCAUGUCUGGCAGACUACGAUCCCUUCAACGGACGACCAUGCGGACAGACGGACUCAUCUUUCCCAUACACGCCUUGUUGGAUGGGCGAGUUUGCUGGUAACGAAUUAGAAUCUCUACUUGAAGAUGAGAAACUAUAUAGAAAAAAGUUGGAACAGAAAUCUCAACGUAAAGAGAAAGCCACCUUUACCUUUAUGGACGAGUACGAUUUGCGCAAGCAUCGUGGGCACACCAAGAGAGUCAAGGACUCUAACGCCAAGAAUCGCCGUAGACGCCGCAUGGCGGCUUGGUAAGAACCAACCUUGACCGACUUGAAGUUCACCGUGAUUCGCCGGGGUAACCAAGUUCGAGCUUCGUAAGGCCACAGCGGAGCUAGUAACUACCAUUGCCAGAUCCAAGCUGCUUGAAUAAGUCAAAGUACCUACAUUCUCAGUAGGAAUUAUUCGAAGCUGUUUUUUUCCUUCGGUGUGUGGAUCCAGACUCGUCAGCUAUUGAAGGGCUUUGGCACUGUAAAAUUGCUUGACUGUUACGAUACACAAAUAAAACCUCAUUUGCCGCUGAAGUUAGUGGGAUAUUUUGUAAUAUAAAUAGUUCCUUCUAGUAGUAAAAGUGAUUUUGCUAUC